Molecule: messenger RNA, 456 nt
Organism: Histoplasma mississippiense
Lineage: Eukaryota; Fungi; Ascomycota; Eurotiomycetes; Onygenales; Ajellomycetaceae
Exons: 1
Coding region: 1-456 (151 amino acids)
Source: RefSeq, a predicted model, not a curated record
AUGCUUAAAUCUUCUAAUUACACUGAGGAGCAGUUGCAAAGAGCUGUUGACGCGUACAAAAGCAAUUCAAAAUUAAAAAUCACAUCUCUGUCGCGAGAAUUCAAAGUCCCAUAUGCCACCUUGUAUGGGAGGAUCAACGGGAAGAAAUCAAGGACUAUGAGGGUUCCACUGAAUAGAGCAUUGAAUGACAGCCAGGAGGAGGCAAUUAAGAUAUGGAUUCAUCAGUUGGAUAUUAAUUUUUGCCCGCCCACCAUCGAGCAUAUCGAAGCCGCCGCGAACCGCAUGUUGAGACAGCAUCAUACAGAUCCAGAGACCGCACCUCCCACAGUAAGCAAGAUGUGGGCAUAUCAAUUCAUCAAACGCCUGCCAGAUUAUGAAUGGGUCAAGCAAAAGCUCAUGAAUUCAAAAUGGGUGUCUUGCGAGGAUAUAAGCUUCAUUAUCAACUGGUUUGAUUGA